Messenger RNA from Nanorana parkeri, 758 nucleotides. RefSeq names its product arylformamidase (gene AFMID). The record is from RefSeq and is a predicted model, not a curated record. Lineage: Eukaryota; Metazoa; Chordata; Amphibia; Anura; Dicroglossidae. The annotation marks the transcript as partial. Gene Ontology annotation, molecular function: hydrolase activity. The transcript is spliced from 9 exons.
GUACGAGGAGAGCCCGUGACGUGACGCACCCCGCCCUGAAUAUCCAAUACGGAGACAGGGAAAGCGAGAAGAUGGACGUGUACCUCCCCCAGGAGACAAGUUUCCCUCUGCUGGUUUAUAUUCAUGGAGGAUACUGGCAGUUCCUCAGUAAAGAGGAAUCGGGAUUCGUGGUCCCCCCGCUGGUGUCUCGCGGUAUUGCAGUGAUGGCGAUGGAUUACGAUCUCGCUCCUCGCGGUGACAUGGACCUCAUUGUGUCGCAGGUCAGACGCAGCGUCGCCGCCGCUCUGGAACGCUACCCUCAGAUUAGCGCGGUCUACCUGUGCGGACACUCUGCCGGGGCCCAAUUGGCAGCCAUGACGCUGAGCACAGACUGGUCACAGUAUGGGGGGGUGACCCCGGACAUUAGAGGGGCGCUGCUGGUCAGUGGAGUGUACGACCUUCUCCCGCUCACCUCCACCUAUGUCAAUGAUGCCUUACAGAUGUCCCAGGAGGCGGCGGUCAGGAACAGCCCCGGACAACUCACAAAACUGCUGAAAAACAACGCUGACAACUGUCACCUGAUCAUUGUGGUUGCCGAACACGAUUCCCCGGAAUUCCACAGGCAAUCACGUGAAUAUUUCCAGAGUCUGGAGGAUUUGGGAGUCUCCGUCUCGUACCGGCAGGUGGAGGACGCGGAUCACUUUGAUGUCAUAGAACGCUUAUCCCGGGAAGAUUAUGUCCUCACUCAGCUUCUUCUAGAGAUGAUCCUGAAACAGUGA